UAUCAGAAGUGAGCAUAGUUAUUGACGUUUGUAGUUAUGAUUAAAGAAAUUUAUAAUUAUUUAUUUGUAGAGCUCUCUGCUCCGUUAAGUCGUGAAUGGCCAUUAAUAUCUUCACCAUUUCCAUUAAUGAUGAUAAUUUUUGGAUAUUUGUAUUUUAUUCUUUAUAUUGGACCCCACUACAUGAUAGGUCGAUUGCCAUAUAAAUUGAAAACCUUGAUAUUGCUUUAUAACUUUAUACAAAUUUUAGCAAACUUAUGGAUGGUACAAGAACAUAUAUCUUUUGGCUGGUUUUCAAAAUAUGGCGUAUUGUGUUCAGAGCCAUUUCCGCAUUCUCCCAAUACGCUUAAAAUGUUCAAUUCUUUAUGGUGGCUAUUAUAUUGAAAAAUAUUCGAUCUGAUAGAAACUUGUAUAUUUGUGUUGAGGAAGAAACAGAAUCAAGUUUCCACUUUGCAC
Molecule: messenger RNA, 453 nt
Organism: Nylanderia fulva
Lineage: Eukaryota; Metazoa; Arthropoda; Insecta; Hymenoptera; Formicidae
Source: RefSeq, a predicted model, not a curated record